Molecule: messenger RNA, 351 nt
Organism: Colletotrichum higginsianum IMI 349063
Lineage: Eukaryota; Fungi; Ascomycota; Sordariomycetes; Glomerellales; Glomerellaceae
Exons: 2
Coding region: 1-351 (116 amino acids)
Source: RefSeq, a predicted model, not a curated record
AUGCUGAGGAGGCCGUCCAGGGCUGUCUAUACGACGUUCCGUUUCGAAGUUCUUUUGGCGUCCCCCCUCCCCUACCGACAUGGCCUGUUCAGCGAAAAAUCGAAAUUGGCAAACAGCCAACUGGCCUACUCCAAUGAAAUGACAACGACCAUCGCUGAUGGGAGACCGGUGGGUUUGCAGAUCAAAUACAUCGCAACUCGAGCCUCAAAAAGGUCCUUGGCAUCUCAUCACAUGUUUCGUUCAGCGAGACAGAUCCGAUUCCUACAGGUGCACACGCCUAAGCCCGAGGCAGUACCUAUGGCGCCCUUUUUGUUUGAACAACACUGUAGUGUGAGGGACACAGCACCUUGA